GCGCUGCCUCCUAAUCCUUAAACGCCAGUCCUUCCGUAUUCUCUCGGAUCCACAGCAGUAGCUACUUUUGUGUGUCUUGCUGAGAAAACGUUACAGCAGCACGAUGAGUAGUGAAAAAUACCCCAGAUCUUCAAUUGAAGACGACUUCAACUAUGGCACAAAUGUUGCUACAGCCAGCGUACAGAUACGCAUGGACUUCCUGAGGAAGGUGUACACCCUCCUGAGCUUGCAGAUCAUUCUGACCACAGCCACCUCUGCCCUCUUCAUGUUUUCUCAAACCAUCAAGGAGUUUGUCCACUCCAGUCCUGCUGUGGUCUUGGUUUCGGCUCUCGGCUCUCUGGUUCUUCUGCUGGCCCUGGCCGUGUACAGACACCAACAUCCAGUCAACCUCUACCUUCUGCUCGUAUUUACUCUUCUGGAAGCAGUGUCUGUGGCCACAGCUUUGACCUUCUAUGAAUACUCCACUGUACUGCAAGCCUUGUUCCUGACCUGUGCUGUGUUUGCUGGACUAACGACCUACACCUUCCAGUCCAAGAGAGACUUCAGCAAAAUGGGAGCAGGACUGUUCGCCUGCCUGUGGAUCCUCAUUAUUGCAAGCUUCAUGAGGUUCUUCUUCAACAGUGACAGCACAGAGCUGGUCCUGGCUGGAGCCGGGGCUCUGGUCUUCUGUGGUUUCAUCAUCUAUGACACCAACCUGCUGAUGAAGCAGCUCUCCCCUGAGGAGCACAUCCUGGCCUCCAUCAACCUCUACCUGGACAUCGUCAACCUCUUCCUACACAUCCUGCGUGUCCUUGACUCUAUGAAGAAGCACUGAAAGCUGCAGUAGCACUUCAGACUGCUUUAUUCAGCUCUAACAGUGCUGUGUUUGUUUAGUGAGUGUUGCUGUCCUGAAGUUCACCAAAAUUGAGAUUUUAGGGAGGGAAACUGUUUUGCUUGGUAAACUGUGUUUACAGGUAGCUGUACUGUGUGCUUUUGUUUAUUUACCAAACUAAUUUUUGUAGCUGAUGUUUUGCUUUUGUAUUAAGUUAAUUAGAUCUAUAUCAAGUCAAUUCUGUUUAUUCUGAAACCAAGAUGUACUCAUUCUAUUAUAAUCCAAAUAUAAAAGUACAGUACAUGAUUUGCUACAGAGCCUACUAGCACCCCCACCUGGCCUAAUUGCAGCUCAUCCUGUGUUUUUGGUCCCAGUUAGACAUUUAUCAGUUUUUCAGUUGCAGAUCCACUUUUGGUGUUCUAGUGAGUAUUUCUGGCAGGACAAUGUUAGUGAGAUUGAAUCAAAAUAAACUACAAUAGAGCUCUAUGACACAGAGAAAUCACAUAUAUCGGGCUUGGUUUUGAUUUGUUGACAGCAAAAGUUUUCAGUAUCUCUUCGGAUCUAUCAUUCCCCUCAUUGUUGAAUGUUUUCAAUGUGGUCAACAUUUUGUAGUUUAUAUUUGAUCUGUGUGCUUCCCUUCAAAAUAUCACUGCUGUCUGUAAAGCUACAGUAAGUUACUUUUAUAAAAAAUUACUUUUUGUCAUAUUGCCUUAAAUUUUAACUGUGUCCUGUCUGCAAAAAAGAAUCCACCGGGCCUGAACGCAAACAACAAAUCAGAGCCAAGAAAGCUAGAAUGAUGCUUUGGGUAAGUGGCUUGAAGAUAACUGAGUGUCAUUCCCAGGUUGUGAAAUACGCUUUGAGUCCUGGGAAUGAGACUCAACAAUCAACUAUAUUUCUCAGCUCUGAUUGGUUGUUUUCAGGCUCUGGGGAUUCUGGUAAAGGCCAUUAGAAACACUAGGAGGAGCCAGAGGAACCAGAUUUUCCCCACAUUAUCUGUCAAGAACUACUGUCAGGAUAUAGUGAAAGUUUUAAGUAAAUAAUACAAAAAGUUUUCUAAAUAAUAAUUUUUAAAAAGGUUACCUACUGCAGCUUUAAUGGUGCACAAUAGCAAGAGGACACGCAUUGAGUUUAAUGAAGUUAAAGUGCAUGCCUGGGUAUAUUCGGAUCUGUGAUUGUACAUAUUUUUAUGUUGUAAAUGUUAUAGUGUACAGUUUUGGGGAUUUAGAGCUGAAACACUAAAACGAGUAGUACUGAAGUUAGUGAAGAGUCAAAUAUGGGCUUUAUAUGUAUCAGUGUAUCAAGAUAUGGAUAAUAUUAUCAAGGGAUUAACUAACUGUUCUUAAGAAAUGAUUUAAUAAAAAGACCACAUGCAAUCUGUUUUAUUUUCAAAUAACAGUUGUACGUGUCUCAAAUGAUAUGAAAUUGACUCUUGGUUUUGCACUGGAUUAACAGCAGAUAGGUCUUUGUGUUGUGUUGAUUAAUUGCUGUUCUCUUUUUGCUCUUCAACUGCUGUAAACUGUUGUAUAAAGCUACCACAAUCAUGUGGAAAUAAAGAUUGCCAUAGUUUUCAGCUCAAAAA
Dicentrarchus labrax (European seabass) is the source of this 2390-nucleotide messenger RNA. RefSeq names its product transmembrane BAX inhibitor motif containing 4 (gene tmbim4). Gene Ontology annotation, biological process: negative regulation of apoptotic process. The transcript has 7 exons. The coding region runs from base 104 to 814 and encodes 236 amino acids. The record is from RefSeq and is a predicted model, not a curated record. Lineage: Eukaryota; Metazoa; Chordata; Actinopteri; Moronidae. Gene Ontology annotation, cellular component: membrane.